AUGGCGCGCACGAAACAAAGAGCGCCCUUGCAACGGGCGCCCUCGUCUGAUAUCAUGCAAGCGCCUCCAGACUUGCCAGAGAAAGCACAGAAUGGCAAGGCGGUUGCAAAUGGCAGUGCAAAUGGGAGCGCAAAGCCCGCCGCCUCUCACGAACAUGCGACAGAAAGCGAGCCAGGGCUUGUGCAGCUGGCUAUUUGUGUUGGUGGUAUAUAUGCGUCAUUGUACGGUCACCUUCCAGCUUUCCUUGUCUCUUCUGCUAACAGUAUACACAGUCUUUUAUGGGGCCUUCUCCAAGAAGCCAUCACCACCACGCCGUAUCCUGUCCGCGAAGCUACCGCUCUUGACCCGGAACCCCCCACGGAGCGAUUCACCUUUUCCAUUGUCCUCAAUACAAUUCAGUCAUGCUUUGCAGCGUUCAGCGGCUUUUUAUAUCUCUUAUUCUCUACCCCCAAGGGCCAGAACGUGCCCUCGGUCUUUCCAACCAGCAAAAUCGCUUUCCCCUUGAUUCUUGUCGCCAUCUCGUCCUCGCUGGCCUCACCUUUCGGCUAUGCCGCUCUUGAUCACAUUGACUACUUGACCUUCAUUUUGGCCAAGGCUUGCAAAUUGGUGCCUGUGAUGCUCUUGAACCUGGCCGUCUUCCGCAAGCGGUACCCCUUGUAUAAAUAUGUGGUUGUCAUGCUCGUGACACUCGGAGUCGCAACAUUCACCUUGUACCAUCCGGGAACCUCAAAGAAGGUGGCUUUGUCAACCAACAGCGGUCAGACAUCUUAUGGCUUGUUCCUGUUGUUCAUCAACCUGCUUCUUGACGGCCUCACCAAUGCGACACAAGAUCACGUCUUUUCGUCCCCAGACAUCUAUACGCGCUACUCCGGACCCCAGAUGAUGGUAGCGCAAAACCUCCUCGCCACCCUUCUCACCACAGUGUAUCUACUCGUUGCACCGUACUUGUCGGCCAACGGUGCCAUUGCAUCGGCUCUGCCCUUGCAAAUCCCAGCUUCGGCCGGUUUGGAGCUGUCGUCAGCCAUUGCUUUCCUGCAAAACCACCCGCAGGCUCUCAAGCACGUCCUCGGAUUUUCAGUCUGUGGUGCGGUUGGCCAGGUGUUUAUUUACUACACGCUGUCCAAGUUUUCGUCUCUGCUGCUUGUCACGGUAACCGUGACGCGCAAGAUGCUGAGCAUGAUCAUCAGCGUGUUUUGGUUUGGGCAUUCAUUGACACAUGGACAAUGGAUGGGGGUCGGGCUUGUCUUUGGAGGUGUCGGUUUCGAGGGUAUUGUACAACGACAGGAAAAGCAAGCCAAGGAGCGCGCCAAGGCAGAGGCCAAUGGCAAGAAGCAGCUUUGA
Messenger RNA from Talaromyces rugulosus, 1341 nucleotides. RefSeq lists its product as uncharacterized. NCBI's taxonomy places the organism in Eukaryota, Fungi, Ascomycota, Eurotiomycetes, Eurotiales, Trichocomaceae. The record is from RefSeq and is a predicted model, not a curated record. Gene Ontology annotation, biological process: UDP-galactose transmembrane transport. Gene Ontology annotation, molecular function: UDP-galactose transmembrane transporter activity; UDP-glucose transmembrane transporter activity. The transcript has a single exon. The coding region runs from base 1 to 1341 and encodes 446 amino acids. Gene Ontology annotation, cellular component: Golgi membrane; endoplasmic reticulum membrane.